GGCCAGGCCAGGAGGUUGGACUAGGACGGCCGGGAGUCCCUUUGUCCCCGUGUCGCGGCGAGGGGGCGGGGCCGCGCCGGUUCCACCCCGGAAGCGGAAGCGCGGGCACCGCGGGGUCCUGUCCAGUGUGCGCUUGGCCCGUGCGCCAGCCGUUCCUCCCGCCGGUCACAUCGCGCCCUUUCUUCUUCCCGUGUCCACUCGCCGGCCCCGCCAUGCUGUCUCUAGAUUUUUUGGACGAUGUGCGGCGGAUGAACAAGCGGCAGCUCUAUUAUCAAGUCCUAAAUUUUGGAAUGAUUGUCUCCUCGGCACUAAUGAUCUGGAAGGGGUUAAUGGUCAUAACUGGAAGUGAAAGUCCGAUUGUAGUGGUGCUCAGUGGCAGCAUGGAACCUGCAUUUCAUAGAGGAGAUCUUCUCUUUCUAACAAAUCGAGUUGAAGAUCCCAUACGAGUGGGAGAAAUUGUUGUUUUCAGGAUAGAAGGAAGAGAGAUUCCUAUAGUUCACCGAGUCUUGAAGAUUCAUGAAAAGCAAAAUGGACAUAUCAAGUUUUUAACCAAAGGAGAUAAUAAUGCGGUUGAUGACCGAGGCCUCUAUAAACAAGGACAGCAUUGGUUAGAGAAAAAAGAUGUUGUGGGGAGAGCAAGGGGAUUUGUUCCUUAUAUUGGGAUUGUGACGAUCCUCAUGAAUGACUAUCCUAAAUUUAAGUACGCUGUGCUCUUUUUGCUGGGUUUAUUUGUGCUGGUCCAUCGUGAGUAAGAAGUCUGCCUUGCUGUUCCUGGAAGAUGCUGUACUUUUUGUUACUGAAUGUUUGGAGUAGAUGCCGAUCUGUGGUUGGUGGAAUGGAGAAUAUAUGUCGGCGCUUCUUGGUAGCACUGGUUUGCAUUAGUUUAUGUUUCCACGCCAGAGCACGUGUGGGCGGGUGUGUGUGCACCACCACGUGCACUCGAGGGGACUUUGAGUCACAGAUUUUCAUAUGUUGUCACUGUCACACUUCGCAUUUUUGUACAUCAGUGAAUUUUUUAUAUUAAAAGGUUGAGCCAAAGCCCCCAGUGUUUGUAUUUUGAAGCCAAGCUUCACUUCUAAAGUGCCUACAGAAUUCUGUAAAUGAAAAUACAGCUCUGCCCGAGUUUGAAACUGCCAUUCCCCCUUCUAAUGGGAAUGGCGUAUACUGAGGUGGUCAUAGUCUUAACUUUUCAAAAUUUUAAAUAAAAGACUUUGCAUAUUGAAA
Molecule: messenger RNA, 1224 nt
Organism: Cervus elaphus (red deer)
Lineage: Eukaryota; Metazoa; Chordata; Mammalia; Artiodactyla; Cervidae
Gene: SEC11A
Product: SEC11 homolog A, signal peptidase complex subunit
Exons: 6
Coding region: 213-752 (179 amino acids)
Cellular component (GO): membrane; signal peptidase complex
Molecular function (GO): serine-type endopeptidase activity
Source: RefSeq, a predicted model, not a curated record